Messenger RNA from Panicum virgatum (switchgrass), 797 nucleotides. RefSeq lists its product as uncharacterized. The record is from RefSeq and is a predicted model, not a curated record. Lineage: Eukaryota; Viridiplantae; Streptophyta; Magnoliopsida; Poales; Poaceae. The transcript has a single exon. Bases 308 to 607 code for a protein of 99 amino acids.
GGCACAUUUUCUCCGUCCACCGCGGAAACCCAGCACGAAAGCCACGCGAAACGCCACCACCUGGUCGCCGCCACCGCCACCGCCACCCACACCCAGCCCAACAACCUCCUCCGCCACGCCAAGCCUCGCUGCCUUCCUGGCUUCCUGCCCCCAGCUAUAAAACCGAGCGCGAAUCGUUCCCCUUCUCCUCGUGCCCCACAAAGCACACGAGCCAGCUGAACCAAAGGCUACUCUCACCGACGACCGGCGGCCGGCGGCCGGCGGCGAGCGGCGGAGAAAGAAGGGAUCGGCGGCCAUCGUAUCCGGGAUGUCUAAGUACGUGGAGAUGCUGGACAUGGGCGUGCGCAUCGCGGCGAGGUUCCACUCGCACUGCCCGCAGACGGCGCGGAUGUACUACAAGCCGCCGCAGGGGCAGGGCCAGGCGGCGACGUCGUCGUCGGGCGCGGCCGAGGACGACGCCAGGGCCAGGAGCUCCGGCGGCCUCCGCGCGGCGCCCGUCCGGAGGCCCUUCGCGGCGGCCGCGGAUCUUGGCGCCAGCAGCGAUCGGACGGGGUUCCAGGUCCACGACUUCGACACCGCGCAGGUCGUCGUGUACGAGGUCAUAUGAGGAGGGAGGCUGCUCCGCUAGAGAGCGAGGUUUCCGGCCGGCUUUCCGCAAUUGCUGCGAGAGGUUUCUUGAGAGAUGAUGAAGAUUUUUGGAGGAGGGAAAAAUUUGUAAACGUGUACUCUAUUCUUUGAUUUGUAGUCUGCGUAGGAACAUUCACUCAACACGAAAAAAAAACCAUUCAUUGAACAAA